GUCGAGGGUGUGUAUCCGCAAUGACAACAGGAAGUGGCUGCAUACUGGUUUAAUCGCUGUUUAAUACACUCUUCGUCUCAGCUGACAGCUCGGGAGCCGCGCAAGACUGUUAAGACGCAGAAACUCAUGACUGCAGUUUUAAUCGAUAACUUACUCGCCAGGAUGACGGCGCCUGAGGAGGCCUGAGCUCGGUUUCUCACAGCGCGCGUCCUCGCCACACACCCAGAGCAGCUCGACACUGGACAUCGCUAACCUUAUUUAUAGAAGAAGCAGGAAAAUAUCCGGAACAUUAAACAUGCCGGGUCUAACAUGAAGGCUGAAGUUCUUCUGUAAUGCUGCUAUAUCCAGCCUGAACCAUGAACUCGGUGUCUCCCAGUGCCGUUCAGUACAUAGUGGGCGGUGGCGCUCAUGAGGACAAGCCCUCAGCGCAGUCCAGACACCACAACGGUCACGGCUCAGUGCCUGACGGCCUCAGAGAAGGCUCCGGAGAGCCCGAUGAAGUGGACCGCCUGAAAGCCAAGUUCAUGUCCGCAUGGAACAACGUCAAAUAUGGCUGGACCGUUAAAUCUAAAACUACCUUCAACAAGUCCUCCCCUCUGGUCCUCCUGGGUCAGUCCUAUCUGUUCAAUAGUGAAGGUGCGUCACGUGAUCUGUUGUAUUCUUUCGCGCCUCGUUCCCAGAUGAGGUGGACGGUUUCCGGUCAGCUGGAGGGAUCCAGUCUGACCACAGACUGCGGCUGGGGCUGCAUGCUGCGCAGCGGACAGAUGCUGCUGGCUCAGGGGUUACUGCAGCACCUCAUGCCUCCAGACUGGAGGUGGGCGGAUUGUCAUCCACUGACAGACGUUGAUUUCGAGGUGCUGAAGCCUCGCUCGCCCUCCCGUCCGGCUGCGAUGUCUCUCCCGUCCUUCAGUUCUUCCUGGACCAGCCCCAUUUCCCAGAGAGACCCGAGCUCUGGCAGCAGUGAGGGUCACAGGCGGACCCCGGCCCGAUAUCCUGAAGCUAGCCAUGAGCCUCAGCUGGAGGCUUUGCACCGAAAGGUGGUGUCUUGGUUUGGUGACCAUCCCUCGGCUCCUUUUGGCGUCCACCAGCUGGUAGAGCUGGGGAAGGAGUCUGGGAAGAGAGCGGGGGACUGGUAUGGCCCGUCCGUAGUGGCACAUAUGCUGAGAAAAGCAGUGGCUAGAACUGCUGAGUUUCACAACCUGGCUGUGUACGUGGCACAGGACUGCACGGUGUAUAAAGAAGAUGUCUUGAGGUUGUGUGAGUCGCCGCUGACACAGGAGCUGUCCGAGAGCUGGAAGUCCGUCAUCAUCCUAGUGCCAGUACGGCUGGGAGGAGAAUCGCUAAACCCCUCCUACAUUGAGUGUGUUAAGAACAUUCUCAAGUUAAAAUGCUGUAUAGGAAUUAUUGGAGGAAAGCCCAAGCAUUCCCUGUUUUUUAUUGGCUUUCAAGACGAGCAGCUAUUGUAUCUAGACCCACACUACUGUCAGCCAGUGGUGGACGUCACCCAAGGCAACUUCUCUCUGGAGUCUUUUCACUGUAACUCGCCUCGGAAGAUGAACUUUAGUCGUAUGGAUCCCAGCUGCACCAUCGGGUUCUACGCGCAGACUAAGAGCGACUUUGAGUCUUUGUGCUCAGCGGUCAGUGAAGCUUUGUCGUCCUCUAAAGAGAAGUAUCCCAUCUUUACAUUUGUAGAGGGCAGGGGACAGAACUAUGGACUGGAGGGGCAGAGCGGGGGGUCCACGGACGGUCCUGCAAACAUUUUCUCAUGCAACAGAAUGAGCAGGAACAGUAAGAGAGGAAGCACAGAUGAGUUUGUGCUCCUGUGAGGAGCGUAUCGCAUGUAACACAGACCCCACACCAGUGAUGCUGCACCCAAACUUCAUACAACUGCUGUUCCUCACAUCUGUGCACUGCAGAAUAUAAAGCAAACCUGGCUUUGAGAUUCUCAAGAAAACCUGUCCGAGUCAUGUUGCACCCCAAAACUAAGAACUUAUGUUUUGCAUAAAGACAACGUUGCAUUUUCCUCCAAUUUAUCAUUAACAUAAUGCCAAAAACCUUUUGUUCUCCAUACUGUAAUGUAAAAAAGCUAUAUCAUUUGAAUUGUAAUGUGUUUUUGCACUGCUUUUAAUUUAUCUAAUUUAUAAUUAAAAAGUGUUGCUUUUGAUUACUGCAUUACAGUAUGAGCAUGUUUUUGCAUUACAUUAAUGAGAAUUUCGACAUGUAAAAAUGUAAUCAUUCUAAAAAUAAGGUUAGUUUCUUAAUGCGUAAUAUAAUUUUGGGGUGACACCUGCAUUUUUUUGGUAAACUUCCCCAUCAAUGUGACAUUUGUUCAUGAAUGGAUGAGAAGCAUUUUCUAUCAUUGCAAUUUUUCAGCUGACUCAGCCACAUUAAAGGAGUAGCGCACCCAAAAAUUUAAAUUUAGCUUUAACUUCAUUUGAACAGAUUCUUGAACAGGAGAAAUUUAGCAUCACUUGCUCACCAAUGGAUCCUUUGCAGUGAAUGGGUGCCGUCAGAAUUACUCCAAACAGCUGAUAAAAACAUCACAGUAACCCACACAACUCCAGUCCAUCAAUCUUGUGAAGCAAAAAGCUGUGUGUUUGUAAGAAACAAAUCCAUUACUAAGGGAUUUUAACUUUAGACUGUUGCUUCUGGACAAAAUAUGAGCCCAUAAUGCAACAUUUUUUGCUUCUUCCAGUGAAAAAUUUGCCUUGUCAUGUAGCUUUUCAUUUCACAGAAUGUUAACUGUUGGACUGGAGUUGUGUGGGUU
Messenger RNA from Cyprinus carpio (common carp), 2767 nucleotides. Its product is annotated as cysteine protease ATG4D-like. The record is from RefSeq and is a predicted model, not a curated record. The transcript has 11 exons. NCBI's taxonomy places the organism in Eukaryota, Metazoa, Chordata, Actinopteri, Cypriniformes, Cyprinidae. The coding region runs from base 357 to 1826 and encodes 489 amino acids. Gene Ontology annotation, molecular function: protein-phosphatidylethanolamide deconjugating activity.